Messenger RNA from Sporothrix brasiliensis 5110, 1203 nucleotides. RefSeq names its product proteinase T precursor. NCBI's taxonomy places the organism in Eukaryota, Fungi, Ascomycota, Sordariomycetes, Ophiostomatales, Ophiostomataceae. Gene Ontology annotation, biological process: proteolysis. The record is from RefSeq and is a predicted model, not a curated record. The transcript has a single exon. Gene Ontology annotation, molecular function: serine-type endopeptidase activity. The coding region runs from base 1 to 1203 and encodes 400 amino acids.
AUGUACAAGCUCGCCGUCCUCUCCUUCUUGUCCGUGGCCCUGGCCGCUCCGGCCCUGCCCAAGCGUGACAGCCCGGCUCCCCUUAUCCGCUCGCGCAAUGCCAACCUCAUCCCCGGCAAGUAUAUUGUCAAGAUGAAGGACGGCAUUCCCGCUGCCACCCUGCAGGACGCCAUUGACACGGCCGACUCUGCCCAAGUCGACCACGUCUACAAGGCCGACGGUGCUUCUUUCCGUGGCUUUGCGCUCCGUCUGGACUCUCAGGGCCUUGCCAACUUGCGUGACCACCCGGGCGUCGACUACAUUGAGCAGGACGCCAUUGUCAAGAUCGACACCUAUGUCACCGAGACGGCCAAUCCGCUACCUUGGGGCCUGGCCCGCAUCUCCCACAAAGCCAACACGUCCACGUCCUACACCUACGACGACAGCGCCGGCGACGGUACCUGUGCGUACGUCAUCGACACGGGCAUCUAUGUCGGCCACCCCGAGUUCGAGGGACGCGCCACGUGGCUCGCGAACUAUGCCGGCGAUGGCCAAAACAGCGACGGCAACGGCCACGGCACCCACGUGUCCGGCACCAUUGGCUCGGCUACGUACGGUGUCGCCAAGAAGACCAAGCUGUUUGCCGUCAAAGUCCUCGACAGCAGCGGCCAAGGCUCCUUCUCGGGUGUCAUUGCUGGCAUAGAUUUUGUUGCCCAGGACGCCGCCACCCGCACUGGCUGCAGUAAGGGCACAGUCGCCAACAUGUCCCUGGGUGGCGGCUUCAGCGCCGCCGUCAACAGCGCCGCCGCCGCCCUCGUCUCGGCCGGUGUAUUCUUGGCCGUCGCCGCUGGCAACUCCGCCGACGACGCCUCCUACUACUCGCCCGCCUCCGAGCCAACCGUGUGCACUGUGGCCGCCUCCGAGACGGUCGACGAUGUUGCCUACUACAGCAACUACGGCAGCGUCGUCGACAUCUUUGCGCCCGGCACAAACGUCCUGUCCACCUGGAUCGGCAGCACCACAGCCACCAACACCAUUUCGGGAACAUCCAUGGCCACGCCACACAUCACCGGCCUCGGUGCCUACUUGCUGGCCCUGCUCGGUCCCAAGGCUCCGCAAGCGCUCUGCGCAUACAUCCAGAGCACCGCUCAGAAGAAUGUGCUGACCGGUGUCCCCAGCGGCACCAUCAACGCUCUGGCCUUCAACAGCAACCCCACGGCCUAG